This is a messenger RNA of Poecilia latipinna (sailfin molly), 611 nucleotides long. Its product is annotated as regulating synaptic membrane exocytosis protein 2. Gene Ontology annotation, cellular component: cytoskeleton of presynaptic active zone; presynaptic membrane. Gene Ontology annotation, molecular function: small GTPase binding; transmembrane transporter binding. NCBI's taxonomy places the organism in Eukaryota, Metazoa, Chordata, Actinopteri, Cyprinodontiformes, Poeciliidae. The transcript is spliced from 4 exons. Gene Ontology annotation, biological process: positive regulation of synaptic transmission; calcium ion-regulated exocytosis of neurotransmitter; regulation of membrane potential. The record is from RefSeq and is a predicted model, not a curated record. The coding region runs from base 272 to 586 and encodes 104 amino acids.
UAUCUCUCAAAGCUUCCUCCUCUUCCCCCACUCUCUCUGUCAUUGCAUCCAUUUUUGUGCAUUUAAGAAAUCUCCAAGAAUUACCAACCUGGAGGAAAGCGAGCUAAACAGAGUGGCAGAGGGGGGUUCGGGGCUCCAAAGGGAAAGCAAACAAGGACGCGCCGGGUAUCUGUUAUUCCAACAUGCGAGCGAAAGCCCUCUGAAGGAUGGCAGCGAUGGGUUAGACAGGAUUUACCAUGUCUGCUUAGUAAAAGCGACCGCUUGGUAAAAGAUGUCCGCUCCACACGGGCCCCGGGGCGGCCCUGGCCCUGCUGCCGCCGCCGCUGCUCCCUCAGCGGCCGGCGCCAUGCCGGAGAUGCCGGACCUCAGCCACCUCACCGAGGAGGAGAGAAAGAUCAUCCUUGGUGUCAUGGAUCGACAGAAGAAGGAGGAGGCCAAGGAACAGUCCAUGUUAAAGCUCAAAGAAGAACCAAAACCUCAGCAAGCACAGUGGUUUCCCUUUAGCGGGAUCACUGGCCUGGUUAAUAAUGUUCUUCAGCCCCAGCAAAAGCCCCAAAAUGACAAGAAGCCCGAACCAGACGCGUAAGUAAUAACACAGACCCGCCAUGACC